AUGUCCGGCGGUAACAUCGAUGAGCUAUUUAACGUGUUUGAGGAAAACGACCUUGUAGAUAAUAUUUCCACAAAAGAUGAAGCGGGCGAAAGGAGGGGCGCCGGAGUCCCCUUGGACAACCACCGUCAGGGGGAAGUGAACGAGGGUACACUCGGUAAGAUGCAUACUGCGAAAGGCGCAGUGGGAGGAGAGACACACCCCGGUGGGGAAAACGAAAGGGGUACCCACCCUGGAGAGGGUGAUGCAGGGGGAGGCGGACAAGGAGACGCCAAAGGGGAAGCGGAACCGAAUGCGCAGUCGAACGCGCAGCCGCGGAGCGCUCCGUCCGCCCCCAUGGGGACCCCCCAAAUCAACGUCGAAAACCUCAUUUCGUGCAAAAAGAGGGACCAGAAGGUGCAGAGCCAAAUCAAGGAGGAAAUAUACAACGAGAUUCAAAACGUCGACGGCACGACCAGAGCUGCAGGCAGCAAGGUGAGGAAGCUGAACGGGGAGCAAAGCGGGCAAGGCGGGCAAGGCAGCCAAAGCGGUCAAAGCGGCGAAGACGGCCGAAGCGGCCAAAGCGGCGAAGACGGCCGAAGCGGCCAAAAUGGAGACAGCCACUGCGACGCAAACGAACCCGUGGAAGAAACGCUAAUCGAAAACAGCAAAACGAUCAACAACGACGACGUGCUCGUGCUGGAGGAGUUCCGCAGCGACGUCAACUGCAUCCACAAGUGCAUCCGGCCGAGGAGCUACGUGCACAACAAGCUCAGCGAGACCCUCACCCCAGCCAGGACCUACAAAUUCGAAUUAGACACUUUCCAGAAGAAAUCCAUUGAGUGUCUGGAGAGAAACGAAAGCGUCCUCGUCUCAGCACACACCUCCGCCGGAAAAACGGUCAUCGCAGAGUACGCCAUCGCCCUAGGGUUAAGGGAUAAGCAAAGAGUUAUCUACACCAGCCCCAUAAAAGCGUUAAGCAAUCAAAAGUACAGAGACCUGAGCGAAGAAUUUAAAGACGUCGGGUUAAUCACAGGAGAUAUUUCAAUAAAUACGGAUGCUUCCAUCAUCGUCAUGACGACCGAAAUUUUGAGAUCGAUGCUGUAUAGAGGGUCUUCCCUAACGAAGGAAGUAAAAUGGGUCAUUUUCGACGAAAUCCAUUACAUGCGAGACAGAGAUAGAGGAGUCAUCUGGGAGGAAACCAUCAUUUUACUACCACUCAUGGUGCGCUUUAUCUUCCUAAGUGCGACCAUCCCAAAUGGUAUUCAAUUCGCUGAAUGGGUAAGCAGCAUCAAAAGCCAAGCUUGCCACAUUGUGUAUACGGACUAUCGACCCACACCAUUGCAGCAUUAUAUCUACCCAACAUCUAGCGAAAGUGUUUUUCUCAUUUGUGAUGAAAAUAAAGAUUUUAAAAAAAAUAAUUUUAUAAAAGCUGUUAAUGCUAUUAAGGAAAAAAUGAACCUAUCUGAAGAUGGGCAACACCAAAAUGGGAACAAUAAGCAUCAGAGAAGGGGAAAAAAAAAUAUCCACGACAUUGAAAAAAUUGUGCAGAUGUGCCACUCACGUAAUUACACCCCCCUCAUCAUUUUUGCAUUUUCCAAAAAGGAGUGCGAAAUAAAUGCCACCUCCAUGCAUAAGGUGGAUCUGACAGACGACACAGAGAAGGAGGUCAUAAAAGAGUUGUACGAAAAUGCCAUUCAAAUUUUAGCCGAUGAUGAUAGGGCCCUACCGCAGGUCCAGUUUAUUCUUCCCCUCCUCUUGAGAGGCAUAGGAAUCCAUCAUGGUGGCCUACUACCUAUCAUUAAAGAAAUAAUCGAAAUUAUGUUUCAGGAAUCGCUACUGAAAGUUUUAUUCAGCACAGAAACUUUCUCCAUGGGAAUUAACAUGCCUGCCAAAACGGUCGUUUUUACGUCCCUAACAAAAUUUGAUGGGGUAGAAAAAAGGCUUAUCACAUCGGGGGAGUAUAUUCAAAUGGCUGGCAGAGCUGGCAGACGUGGGUUAGACGAUAGAGGAAUCGUUAUCAUCAUGUUAGAUACCCCACUGCACUGGAGAGAGGCGGAAAAGCUAUUCGUCGGGGAAGCCAACCGACUAGUCAGUCAGUUCCACCUGGGCUACAACAUGAUUUUAAAUCUACUCAGAAUAGAAGGCAUAAGACCAGAGUUUAUGAUCGAGCGAUCCUUCAUUCAAUACCAAAUGAAGAAAAACCUCUUCCAGAAAAUUUUGGCCAAAAAAAGAGUCGAAGAAAAAAUUAAAGAAAUUUUUAACCAACUGACUAGUGUCUACCUGGAUGGGGAUGACCAGGAGAUCAGCAGAGAAAAUCUCCUGAAGAAAAUUAUGGACCAUAAUUAUGAGUGCUCCUCUGGGGGGGCGGAGCAACUGGGUGCGACUGAAUUGGGGAGCACUCCACAGGGCGGCCAAGAUGGCAGCGCGAAGGGGGGUAUACCUCCAGGGGUGGACGCAGAAAUGGGCAUCGACGAGGGGGGCAUCGACGCGAACGAUAGCACCUACAUCGAACACACCGCUGACGCCACCACCUGCGACCAGCUCAAACACUACCACACGGUGUUCUCCUGCAUUUCCAAUUACUACAUCUUGAGGAACAAGCUGGUCGAGCUGGGCGAAACCUACAGGAACAUACUGACGGCCAGGAAGAACAUCACCCCGUACCUGGCCAUGGGCAGACUGCUCUACCUGGUGGAGGACGACCUGAUAUGGGGCUGGGCCAUAUGCAUUGAGGGAAAGAUUGUGGAGCGGGCGCACGGGGGCCGCGCCGCCGGGCGCCACAGCGCCGCCAGGAGCGCAAACGUAAACGCGGCAAACUCGGCACACUCAGCAAACGCCGCUACCACCGCUACCGCCGCCAACGCUACCGAUGGCGACGUGCUGCUCGUGGACUGCCUAGUGCCCUACAGCCAAAGCAGAAAGAGGAAACUUGCCCAGAGUGACGACGAGGAGGAAGAAGACGCACAGAAGGAAUUCGAGCCAGCCACCGAGAGGAUGAAGGCCAAAUGGAAACUCAUCACCUUUCACAUCAAGUGCAUUUACCAAAUUUCAGCUGUCGUGUUAAAUCUAGAAAAACCAUUUGAUAAAAAAAAUGAAGACCAAAUUAUGAACGCCAAAAUGAAGUACAACACCAUGGUGACCUGCCUCAGCGGAGAAAAAAACAUCCCAGUCAUUAACCCGCACCAAAUGGAAAUCAAAGAGGAAGCCUUCCUGAAAGUUGUAAAAAAUAUUAACCAUUAUGAGCAUUUGCUAAAUAAAAAUAAAUUACUUAACAGUAGAAAUCUGCAUAAGUAUUACCAGCUCUAUAACAUGUAUAUCGCCUUGCAGUUUGAAAAGAACCUUUUGGAGGCCAACAUAGAAAAGUGCCGAUUCAUCGUCUUGAAGAAGGAACUCAAAAAUAUGCUCGUCCUUCUGCAAGGCCUCAACUACAUCGAAAUUUCGCACAACCGGGAAGGGGAGGCCGCGCAGCAGGGGGAAGCCGUGCAGAAACUCAGGGGGGAGGAAGCCAAUGGGGAGGAACUCAAUGGGGAAGGAACCCAUGGGGAAGGAACUCAUGGGGAGAAGGCCGAAUCGGAGGAAGUCAAAUCAACGCAUGAGACCCACCAGAACGGACGCAGCAGCGGGGGAGACCCCCCCCCGAGCGAGGAAAAAAGCUACGUCGUGACCAUGAAAGGACAAAUCGCCAGUGCCAUCCUCAGCGUAGACGAAUUAGUAAUUGCGGAGUUAUUCUUCUCCAAUUUUUUUAGUAAAUACAAUUACGACUACAUAUGUGCCUUCCUCUCCUGCUUUGUCUACGACGAAUCUUCAAACAAAGAAAUCGCCAUCAGCGACCCAGUUCUUGUGGAGGGCUACCAGCAGAUAAUUAAAACCGCCACGCACGUUUCAAAUAAAAUGAACGAAUGCGGAAUGAACAUUAAUUUGAAGGACUAUCUCGACAAGUUCAAGUCCGCCAUCAUGCCCAUCGUCCUGCAGUGGGUGCGCGGCUACUCCUUCAUGGAGAUUCUCACCGACUCGCAGAUAUACGAGGGGUCUAUCAUACGGACGCUCAGGCGCCUGGACGAACUGCUCAGACAGAUGAUCUGCGCGUUCAGAGGAAUCAACAACGACAGCAUGUGCGACAUUUUGACGGAGGCGACCAAAAAGCUGCGACGCGGCAUCCCCUUCUCCCCCUCUCUGUACCUAUAACUUAGCCAUUUGUUUCCCCCUCCGCGUGCCAAAGCGCUCGGGACGAUCCUCUCCCUCACAUGUACAUGAAUACAUUCUUUCGUAUGAACUCUUUUCCUUUUUUUUUUUUUUUUUACGUUUUUCAAAUUAUGCCCCCCAAAAAAUGCACACACAGCAAUGCGGCAAAUUCGUCGCUCUGCCCAUUGCUGUGCUUUUCUCCCCCUUUUGCCUUUUAAAAAAUGUAACUCCACUGUUUGCUUGUUUCGUUUCACCUCCACUACCCCCACUUUGUUCGUCUUCCCCCUGUACAGCUAUUCGCCUUCCAUAUGUUGUGCAUAGUAAAACGUUAACUACAGACAAUUUGUUGCCCUCCCGCGAUAAUUGGGGGAAGAAUAAAAAGGGAAAAAAAAAAAAAAAAACUCGCGCGCGCAUAAUUCCUGUGCAAUAUGCACAUCUGCAGUGAUAAACCGAACGAGUUGCCCCUAAGUGGGCCACAAAACAGCGUGCAUUAUUCCACUUGACAGAGCUCUCCAUGUGCGUAUUCGGAUUGGCCCCCAAUUUUGCAUCUCCAAAAAUGUGUAUGCCUAUUCAUAUGUACACUACACAAUUGUGCAACGCCGCGAGGGGCAAAUAUAUACCCCCACGUUUUACCAUUUCGUGGCAGCAAAAAUGGCCUCGCAGCUCAACUUUAACGCAGCCCCCAGCUGCAGUUUUUAGAGGCAAAGAAACGGCAGUUCUCCUCUCAUCUUCAGAGCAGAAAAAGGGGACGCCGCCCACGCCAGGGGAAAUCCAAGGGGGCCUACAAAAUGGCAACCAUCGCGCCACUCACACCUACAGAGUGAUACAUGCAUGUUCCUUUUAAAUCAUCUCAAUAACUUUUUGGGAGGCGAAAUUGGAAUGGUCCCACUUUUAAAAUGACCACUUGAGGAGAAUUCCCUUUCCUUGUUUUCCACCUCUUGCUUAAAUUUUUAUUCCCUGUUCGUCCUCCCUCCCCCCACCAGUUCAGCGUCAGGUUCGCUUUCCUCAACGGGAGCAGGGACAACCGCAAAAGCAACGUGCGCAAUCGCGUUCU
Molecule: messenger RNA, 5215 nt
Organism: Plasmodium vivax (malaria parasite P. vivax)
Lineage: Eukaryota; Apicomplexa; Aconoidasida; Haemosporida; Plasmodiidae
Product: ATP dependent RNA helicase, putative
Exons: 2
Coding region: 1-4164 (1387 amino acids)
Biological process (GO): maturation of 5.8S rRNA; RNA catabolic process
Cellular component (GO): nucleus
Molecular function (GO): RNA helicase activity; RNA binding; ATP binding
Source: RefSeq, a predicted model, not a curated record